CGUAUAGCACUAACCAUUAUUGUCACGAAGAGGAUCAACUGUCAAUUGGGCUGGAGGUUCUGUAAGACCCGCCCUAUGUGCUCGACAUUUUGUAUGUGCGUUUAUAUAUAACAGUGCAGGACUGGCAUACCAACUCUGGUGUCCACACUUUGAAGAGACAGAGGGAGGAAGAACACACCGUGUGACACGCGAAGCCAUCUCUCAUCAUCCUCGGUUGAUAUUUGCCUUUCGGAUCUACAGUCGCACAAUAGAAAAUACGCAUUUACCAAGAUGCCCAAGCCACUGACAGACCAGGAUAAGAGGAAGCAGAUAUCUGUGCGGGGGCUUGCAGGAGUGGAAAAUGUUUCAGACCUUAAGACCAAUUUUAAUCGCCAUCUCCACUUUACGCUGGUAAAGGACCGAAAUGUGGCGACCAAAAGGGACUACUACUUCGCCUUGGCCAACACUGUCCGCGACCAUCUGGUGGGCAGAUGGAUCAGGACGCAGCAGCACUACUAUGAGAAAGACCCCAAACGUGUGUAUUACCUGUCCCUUGAGUUCUACAUGGGACGCACCCUGCAGAAUACAAUGGUGAACCUGGCUCUGGAGAAUGCAUGUGACGAGGCUACCUAUCAGUUGGGCCUGGACAUGGAGGAGCUGCAGGACAUUGAGGAAGAUGCCGGGCUGGGAAAUGGUGGCCUUGGACGGCUCGCCGCCUGCUUCCUAGAUUCCAUGGCGUCUCUGGGACUGGCAGCUUACGGCUACGGCAUCCGCUAUGAGUUCGGCAUCUUCAACCAGAAAAUUGUGAAUGGCUGGCAGGUAGAGGAGGCUGACGAUUGGCUGCGCUACGGCAACCCCUGGGAGAAGGCCCGCCCUGAGUACAUGCGACCCGUCCACUUCUACGGCAGAGUGGAGCACACCCCCGAGGGUUUGAAAUGGGUCGACACACAGGUAGUGUUGGCCCUUCCUUAUGACACCCCGGUCCCUGGCUACAGGAAUAACGUUGUGAACACCAUGAGACUGUGGUCUGCCAAGGCCCCCUGUGAUUUCAACCUGAAAGACUUCAACGUGGGUGGCUAUAUUCAAGCUGUGCUGGACAGAAACUUGGCCGAGAACAUCUCCCGUGUUCUGUACCCCAAUGACAACUUCUUCGAGGGCAAGGAGCUGCGUCUGAAGCAGGAGUACUUUGUGGUGGCYGCCACUCUGCAGGACAUCGUCCGUCGCUUCAAGUCCUCCAAGUUCGGCUCCACUGAGGUUGUGCGCGUUGACCUGUCCACCCUACCUGACAAGGUGGCCAUCCAGCUGAACGACACCCACCCUGCCAUGGCCAUCCCUGAGCUGAUGAGGAUCUUGUUGGACACYGAGCACCAGACAUGGGAGAAGGCCUGGGACAUCUGUACACGUACCUGUGCCUACACCAACCACACCGUCCUGCCUGAGGCUCUGGAGCGCUGGCCCACCGACCUGCUCCAGAACCUUCUGCCCAGACACCUGGAGAUCAUCUACGAGAUCAACCGACGUCACCUGGAGCGCAUCGCUAAGCUCUACCCRGGGGACCAGGAUCGUCUGCGCCGCAUGUCCCUAGUGGAGGAGGGCGACCAGAAGAAGAUCAACAUGGCCCACCUGUGRAUCGUGGGRUCCCACGCCGUCAACGGAGUGGCCCGCAUCCACUCGGACAUCCUCAAAGCAACUCUGUUCAAGGACUUCUACGAGGUGGACCCCCACAAGUUCCAGAACAAGACCAACGGGAUCACGCCCCGACGCUGGCUGGUCAUGUGCAACCCUGGGCUGGCUGAAGUCAUUGCAGAGAGGAUCGGUGAGGAUUACAUCCGCGAUCUGGACCAACUGAAGAAGUUGCUGACGUUUGUGGAUGACGACUCUUUGAUUCAUGACAUCGCCAAGGUCAAACAGGAGAACAAGCUGAAGUUUUCUGCCUAUCUGGAGGAGCACUACAAGGUGAAGAUCAACCCCAACUCCAUGUUCGACGUUCAAGUCAAGAGGAUCCACGAGUACAAGAGGCAACUGCUCAACUGCCUGCACAUCAUCACUCUCUACAACCGCAUCAAGAAGGAGCCCAACAAGAAUUGGACCCCCAGGACUAUCAUGAUUGGAGGAAAGGCUGCCCCUGGGUAUCACACAGCAAAGCUGAUCAUUAGGCUGAUCACUGCCAUCGGAGAGAUUGUCAACCACGACACUGUGGUGGGAGACCGCCUCAAAGUCAUCUUCCUGGAGAACUACAAGGUCACUCUGGCCGAGAAAAUCAUCCCUGCGUCCGACCUGUCUGAGCAGAUCUCCACAGCUGGCACUGAGGCAUCUGGCACUGGCAACAUGAAGUUCAUGCUGAACGGAGCGCUCACCAUCGGCACCAUGGACGGAGCCAACGUAGAGAUGGCCGAGGAGGCCGGAGAAGAGAACCUCUUCAUCUUCGGCAUGAGGGUGGACGACGUGGACGCCAUGGACAAGAGUGGAUAUGAUGCCAUGGACUACUACAACCGCAUUCCUGAGCUGAAGCAGGCCAUGGACCAGAUCGCUGGUGGAUUCUUUAGCCCCGACCAGCACGACCUCUUCAAGGACAUUGUCAACAUGCUGCUUCACCAUGACAGAUUCAAGGUGUUCGCUGACUACGAAGCUUACAUCAAAUGCCAAGAGAAAGUCAGUGCUCUCUACAAGAACCCUAAAGAAUGGACCAAGAUGGUGAUCCACAACAUCGCUGGUUGUGGUAAAUUCUCUAGCGACCGCACUAUCUCCCAGUACGCCCGGGAGAUCUGGGGCAUGGAGCCCAGCCUGGAAAGGAUCCCUGCCCCAGACGAUCCUCGCCAAUAAACCCCAGCCCUAAAACCAACCGCUGGUUUUUCCACAGCCCCAGCUUCUGGUUUUGCCUCUGGCUAUUCCACAAGAAAACCAUUUUAACAUGAGAAAUGGUUUAGAAACCUGAAAGCUCCCUGUAACUAGUACAUUUUCAUUGUGUCAUUUCAUUGUGGUCAGUAUUAGUUGAUGAUUGACUAUACAUGUAGCAAUCCCUGUCCGGCUACGUGAUGGCCAAUAACCUGAUACCACUUUCAACCUCGACAUUCAGCAUUAAUUUUCUCAAUGGGCUAAUUCAAAAUCAGCAUUCACCUUCUCAAUGGGCUAAUUCAAAUCAGCAUUCACCUUCUCAAUGGGCUAAUUCAAAAUCAGCAUUCACCUUCUCACAUGCACCAGCAAUGCAUAGUCAACUGGCUUGUGCAACAUUAAUAUCAUCAAUAACACUGUUCACCAUCAUUUAAGCUAACAUGGUCAGAGAAUACACCCUUUAACAGUCAGUGGGGUCAACAAGUAGCUGGACACCUCACCACUGUCUAAUGGUACCAAAACCAUGUCUUCCAAGAAUGAGACAUGAUGGGACAUAGAGACUUAUCAAAAUAAAGUAUUCAAAAUAAGCACGUUCUUCUCACAUAGACACUGUGAUUCUACACUACUGAUUCGGCCUGCCAAGGACCACCUCUUUAUUCAUAUCUGCACCGAAUAACCACUCAAGUUGAAGGGACUAGGUUAACAUGCGUGAUCCUUGYUGUUAUAAAACUGUUUGCUCAAUGUAUGUCUGUCUGUAUGUCGAAUGUAGUKAUUUUUGCGUGUUAUUAAUGCUUGUGUUUUGGGUAGCCCACACACAAUCCUUAUUGCUAAAAUACUUUCUGCUAUAGGCUGRGUUUUGUUUAGAAUGAUCCCAUCAGUAUAUCCUCAAAACGUUGUUCCAGUGUUGGAAAAUGAUCCUUCAUAUAGUGCAACAAACUAAGCCUUCUCUCCUCCACCUUCUCUGCCUAAUACCUCUCUGAGUGACUAUAAUGCUGCCUUAACUAAGCUGUGUGUGUAGUUGUUCAGCCUAAAGUGACCCCACAUUGACUUCUCACUGUUAAGCUGCAAGUCUUUUUMGAUGUUCAGAUAAAUAAGCAUAUCUGGUACAAUAGUAUUUCUCACUGUUUGGAAGUCUUGGACUUAAUGUUAACGCUACUGAAUCACUAGUAAUUGAGUGUGUAGGGUUGAUAAAGAUUGCACAAUGUCCAGUAGUUUUCUUCCAUUAGAGAGACUCUGAAAAGCACUUAAAGCUUCAAACUCUGCAUUCUCUUGUCAAUGUGAAACAACAGUCAAUAAAGGAGACAAAGUUACAA
Messenger RNA from Salvelinus sp. IW2-2015, 4124 nucleotides. RefSeq names its product glycogen phosphorylase, muscle form. The record is from RefSeq and is a predicted model, not a curated record. Gene Ontology annotation, cellular component: cytoplasm. Gene Ontology annotation, molecular function: pyridoxal phosphate binding; glycogen phosphorylase activity. Gene Ontology annotation, biological process: glycogen catabolic process. Lineage: Eukaryota; Metazoa; Chordata; Actinopteri; Salmoniformes; Salmonidae.